CAAAGCGAAUUCUUCCUCUGAUGAAAUCAAAGAAGCAAGGAACGGUGGUUGUUUGGUAAAAGGGAAGAGCGACAAGAAAAGAGAGAGAGAGAGAGAGGAUAAGACUGAGGUGAGUGAACACGUGGGAACCAUGAUGUCCACUUCAACAUGCUUCUCUUCCCUUUCUCCACUUUCUUUCACCAAAACCAAACCAUCAUCUCCAUUAUGCAGCAUGAGCACGGAUCCAGUUCGCGAGUGGAUUCUUUCUGAAGGGAAAGCUUCAAAGAUAACCAAAAUUAGUCCGGUUGGUGGUGGUUGUAUCAAUUUUGCGAAUCGCUAUGACACUGAUGCUGGUUCUUUCUUUGUUAAAACAAACAGGAGUAUUGGACCAUCAAUGUUUGAGGCCGAGGCUCUUGGUUUAGGAGCUAUGUAUGAAACCAAAACCAUCCGUGUGCCUAAGCCGUACAAGGUUGGACCGCUACCAACGGGUGGGUCUUUCAUCAUAAUGGAAUUCAUCGAAUUUGGUGGAUCUAGAGGCGAUCAGUCAGUUCUAGGGAGGAAGCUUGCUGAAAUGCAUAAAGCUGGGAAAUCUAGUAAAGGCUUUGGCUUCGACGUUGAGAACACCAUCGGCAGCACACCACAGAUAAAUACAUGGUCAUCAGAUUGGAUUAAAUUUUAUGGAGAGCAUAGAUUAGGCUACCAGUUGCAGCUGGCAUUAGACCAAUAUAGUGACAGAACCAUUUUUGAAAAAGGGCAGAGAUUGGUGGAAAACAUCACGCCAUUGUUUGACAAUGUGGUGAUAGAACCAUGCUUGCUACAUGGCGAUCUCUGGAGUGGAAACAUAAGCUCCGACAAAAAUGGAGAGCCUGUCAUAUUGGAUCCAGCAUGUUAUUAUGGACACAAUGAGGCAGAAUUUGGUAUGUCUUGGUGUGCUGGUUUUGGAGGCUCAUUCUAUAAUUCUUAUUUUGAGGUAAUUCCUAAACAGCCAGGCUUUGAGAAAAGGAGAGACCUAUAUAUGCUUUAUCACUAUUUAAAUCAUUAUAAUCUCUUUGGCUCUGGAUACAGAUCAUCUGCUAUGUCUAUCAUUGAUGAUUAUCUAGCUUAUUUAAAAGCUUAGUUUAGUAUUGUAACAAUUAUUUUGACAAGCUUAUUCAAAUGAGGCAACAUUUCACUGCUUAGUAUAUAAAUGCUGCCUUUCUUUUGCUUCUAUGAGUUCCUCUCAACAAUAGUUAAACGGGAGGAGACGCCAUUAUUGAAAUGUACCUUAAAAAUUCUGUUCAUUUAUAAUACGCUAAUCCGGUAUUAGUGUAUCUAAUAGUCACAAUUUUAGUAGUAAUGCUAGUUACAGCUAUGGCAGUUAUGUGUA
Messenger RNA from Trifolium pratense (red clover), 1345 nucleotides. RefSeq names its product protein-ribulosamine 3-kinase, chloroplastic. The record is from RefSeq and is a predicted model, not a curated record. The transcript is spliced from 10 exons. Lineage: Eukaryota; Viridiplantae; Streptophyta; Magnoliopsida; Fabales; Fabaceae. Bases 131 to 1096 code for a protein of 321 amino acids.